GCACUUCAACAGACCAACAUCUUCGCGGGUUUCUGAGUCUGACUUGACGCCCAGCGAAAGCAUUGUCGUGUACUGCUUCGAACGGAAAUGAAGAAGAAGCCAACAAAAUAUACCAUUCGGAAAUAGAGCAAUAUAAUAAAGGAAUAAAUACGUUAUUUUUCUGCAAGUGAACGUGUGCGCUAGCCAGUCACCCAGUCAUCCCUAUAGUAGUACUUACCCUUUCCGAGCCAGCAGCAGCGUAGCCAGCAGGAAGCAGUCCUCUGGCGAACGAUAGUGAAAGGAGCGCCCGGCUUCGAUAGCAUAAACAUAAAAUAAAAGCAACCGUCGAACAAAAGCGACAAACAUCUUUUCUUUUUUGUGUGUGUGUGCGGUUUAGCAGAGAGCGGCUAAAAUCAAAGCUGUAGCAACGUUGAGCAGUAAUAGAAACAUCGACCGGAAAAUAUGAUGCUGAAGUCAAAAGUAAUCGUUUUAGUAUCGCUGUUGAUCGGUUUCAGCGCGGCACAGCGACAAGACCAGGAGGAACCGUGUAAAACCAAAUCGAAGGUGGUUGGGGACGUGACAUAUUGUGAUCGGUACUGGGAGUGUGUCAACAAUCAGCCGGAGUUAUACGAUUGUCCCAAUGGGCUGGUGUUUGCCGGGAAGCAUCGUGGUGUAACGGAAGGCUGUGACUAUCCGUGGCGGUCGGAUUAUUGUGACGGGAAACAGUUGGCAAAUGGACCCGUCUCGACGGAGCACUGUGACUGGCUGUACGGUAUCUUUGGACACGAAACGUCCUGCACUCGCUACUGGACGUGCUGGAACGGGACGGCAACCGAACAGCUCUGCAUCGGUGGACUGCUGUACAAUGAGAAUGCCCACAGCUGCGACUGGCCGGAGAAUGUUGAAGGAUGUCAGAAGCACCCUCUCUGCAAUGACGAUGCUAAUGGGAAUGUUCCGCUAGGAAAGUCCUGUAACCGUUACUGGCAGUGCCAGGGAGGUUACCCACGGCUUCAGCGGUGCCCAGCAAUGCUUGUGUUUGACCGGAGAAGUCUACGCUGCGUCGUUCCACCGACGGAGGACUGUGAUAUUCCAACCACCCCACUGCCACUGGAGACCGAUUUGGAACAGGGAAAGGGUAAUGCCAUUUCGAAUCUACCACCCGGUACCAUUCAGGGUAAGCCCAGCGGAGGACGGAACAAAAACUAAACUCGUGAUAAUGACAGUCGGGGCGCCGUUCGUUUGCGAAGGAUUUCCCUACUCAACAACUUUUAGAUUGAACCCCUACCACGUGUAGUGUGUAACCAAUGGAAGUCCACUACGGCGCUAGUGCAGCAGAAAUUUAUAUCAAACUUGACAUUUCAUUACGAAAAGUGGUCGGCUCGGCCACGUUGAACCACGGCAAAACAAAUCUACGUUCAACGAAGCAAUGCGUUCCAGCCGCAGACCUCACCAUCAGACUAAAAAGACAAACCCAAAAGCGCGGAAGAAAGCCUGAUAAGUUUUGUACAUAAAUAAUAUUUUUAAUUGAAAAUAAUGUUUAUAAUAUUAUAUUAUUUUCCACUCGUUUUUAUUGUGCUUUUUUAUUUAAAACCAGAAAGAAGAGAAAGAGAGCGUAAAU
Molecule: messenger RNA, 1597 nt
Organism: Topomyia yanbarensis
Lineage: Eukaryota; Metazoa; Arthropoda; Insecta; Diptera; Culicidae
Product: protein obstructor-E-like
Exons: 6
Coding region: 442-1185 (247 amino acids)
Cellular component (GO): extracellular region
Molecular function (GO): chitin binding
Source: RefSeq, a predicted model, not a curated record